Paramecium pentaurelia is the source of this 983-nucleotide messenger RNA. Lineage: Eukaryota; Ciliophora; Oligohymenophorea; Peniculida; Parameciidae. The record is from the annotation of a GenBank genome assembly.
CAUGACACGAAAACCAUCUCAUAAUUAAGCUCUUUUUGAUUAGUACAUUUAAUAUGAUGGUCCUGAAGGAGAAGGAUUUAGAAUUGCAUAAUCUGAUAGCUCAACUGAUAUUUAUAUUGUUGAUGAUUAUGGUGGUUGGGUGGAUAAAGAAUUAAAUUAUUAUGAUAGAGAUGGAGAACCUGCUGGUUAUUUUGAUUAAGAUUAUAAUUUCUAUGAUAUGAAUGGAUUCAGAAUACCUGGUGGUUAUAAAGGUGGAAAAUCUAUUGAAAGAGAAAUCAAGAAAAAAUAAAAAUACCUUGACAGUGUUCCAGAUAACACUAAAUAAAAGUUUGGUAUUUUUAUAAUUUAAUUUCAUAGUUGUUGAAAUCUAAAAUUUACCACCAAAUACAGUACCCAUUCAAAUUAUUAAUUAUAUAUUGGAUAGAUGUGAUUUGAAAUAAGGUGAAAUUGAAGAAUGUAAAAAAGUAUAGAAAUAAGCAACAAAAGGAUAUGUAGUUGUUACUGGGGCAGAUAAAGUUUAGAAAUUAUUAAUUUUGGAAGGUAGAAAAUUUAGAUUGUAGGAGAAAGUAAUUAUUAUUGUUUAUAUUAGGAUGGCAAAUAUACAAGUAAUGAAAUAUAAAUUUUUGUGAGAGAAGCUAAAUUCAAUAAUGGAAAACAAUUUUCAAAUAAUUCUAAUUAUUCUAAAAAUAAUUAAUAGGAAUAAGUUGAAUAGGAAGAUGAUGGAUAUAAAAUAGCUUUUGAAAAUCUAGAUACUAAAAAAGCAAAUCAAGAAUUCAUUAAUUGGAUUGUUAGUCAAACUAAUUGUAAAGCUGAUGAAAUAGAAUUAAAAAGACCUAACUAAAAACCUUCAGGAUAACUUACUUUAUAGAAUGAAAAUCUUAUGUACUUAAUUUUGAAAUAAAAUGGAAGACAAUUUGGUGAUUCCCGUAUUACCUUUAAACAAAGUAUUAUAUCUAAUUAAAUAUAGUAACUAAAUAAUGAAA